Molecule: messenger RNA, 1407 nt
Organism: Seminavis robusta
Lineage: Eukaryota; Bacillariophyta; Bacillariophyceae; Naviculales; Naviculaceae
Source: the annotation of a GenBank genome assembly
AACUUUCCAAUAUCUAUCGCCCGGUUGACAUCAUCUUUGCUCACCUCUCACCUCUCACCUGUUUGCUCUCUUCCUCAUAAAAUCCAGAAGUUGAGAGGCAAUACCACAAUCAACAACAUCAUAAACAUCACGACAACCAUCAUUAUAUUCAACAGAAAACCAUGACUAUGUACUCCAAGAAAUCUCUCCAGGCAUUCGUCGCCUUGACAGCCCUGGCCGUUUCUGCUUCUGCUUUUCAAGGGGUAUCUGUACCGAAAAGCCGAUCGUCACAGUCACUAUCCGCUUUGAUUUAUGGCUGGGACGGCCAACCCGAAGAAGACAACAGCGCUGUCACAUCCUAUCUCGAUGUGGGCAGCAGCAGCAGCAUCAGCAACGACUAUGGUGGCGAUCCCUCCUGUACUCCCGCCGGUACGACAGUAGCCGAAUCUCUGAGCUACGAUCGCGAACGUGCGGGUCACUUGGCCCGCUUGGCCGUGGCAUUUUCUCCCCCGGAACGGGCCAUUACUUUGGAUCGCGUGUUGAAUGUCGAAGUGAUUUGCGUCCGAGACGACUCGAUCGAAAUUCAAGCUGCCAUUUGCGAAGACCACGGCUGUGUGACACUGCACGUGCCCGUAACGUUCCCAAAGGCGUGCUUUUCCGACGAUCCGCACAACUUGGAGGGAUGUGUCUUGGGAAAUUUGGAUCAACUCGAUGUCACGGCCGGGGCUCUUUUGAAUAAGGGUGAUGAGUGUGUGUUGGAUGAACGAUUCGAAGCAUUUCCCAGCUGGUGGAUUCCAUUGGAAUGCAUCGAUCCUGGCUUGGCGGGAGAUUGUGAAACCGUGCGCCAAUUAAUUAACGAGGCCGAAUUUCAACUCGAUGUCAAUGCAUUGGCCCAAGAUGCGCUUCGACGCAUUGAAGCGGGAGAAGAAAUCCGGGUCUUGGCAGCCAAGGUGGCCAUUUUAGGGACUGCUGGAAUUUGCUUCAAAGUACAGGUACAACACGAAUUGAAUGGAUCCGUGCAAGUGUUGGACGUGGUACAUCCAUUUGAUACACCCACCUACAAUGUCGAGGCUCUACGGGCAGCAGUGUUGGGGGCGGUGGCUUCAGCAGAAGGAAAAUAAAUGCAAUGCAGAGCAAGGAAAUGAUGCCGAAGAAACCAAAAGGAAAUUUACCAGACUUCUCUUGUUGAAGAAGGGAUCUGCUGAUCGAAAACUGAAGGAAAAACCUCUCCGAUGCAACACACAACCUAUCCCGUUAAGCUGGACACAGACACUCGAACUUCAAAUAAUAACCAACAGCUGUCUUCGUGCGACCUUCAGGUUGGGACGUGAUUUUCUGUGUUUCCAGGAGAGAAAACUUGCAACAAAACGACAUGCACACGAUAAACAUAGAAUUUUGACGAUUGAUUAUACUGCGUUUUUUGUGGGC